AUGCGGCUCGCGAAAAGACAAGAAGAUGAAUCCCCAUCAUCCAUCAUAAGACCGGGGCCCGAAGAUCUUCAACCAACCGCGACGGAUGCAACGCCAGGGACGGGUACUGCCACGAGUACGGAAUCGCUGGUCCUUGCGACUUCGACCGAAGGACCUUCAUCCCUUCCGCUGCCCUUCGACACAAGUCUAGGUAGUAACUUCACCAGCCCAAGCUGUCCCACGUUCUUCAAGACUUUCUUGUCCGACCCCACGUUCCAAUCCUGCCUCCCGUUUUCUCUCCUCCUCCAGAACUCUCAAGGCUUCUUUCAGGCUUCGAAAUCCGCCUUCCGGAUAACAUCGAUUCUCGAUGCGACCUGCAAUGUCGACGUAAAUGCGUGUGCGUCCUAUAUGGGCCAAUUAGGUUCCCAGAUCAGGAAGACCGAGUCUUGCGGAGCCGACUUCAACCGAGAGAAUCCAUUGGUUCUCCAGGCAUAUCGUGGAUUGGUUUCCUAUCAGCCACUUUAUCAGGCAGGCUGUCUAAGGGACUCUAGCGGCAACUAUUGCUAUGCAAACGCAAUUACGAACGCAAGCUCCUCCACUGACUCCUAUCCAUACUACCUGCCACUCGGGAUGACGAUGCCCGGAGGCGCCCGUCCAACAUGCAACACCUGCCUCGAGAGCAUCAUGGCCAUCUUCGCCAAUGCUGCACAAAAUGGAACGCAACCCGUCAGCCAAACAUACGCGUCAGCUGCCAAGCAGAUCAAUCUGGGAUGUGGUCCAGACUUCGUGAACACGACCGUGACGGUUCGCACGAGUGCCGCAUCUACCCCGUCACCUUUGGGUGGAAUAUAUCAGGUUCUCGCAUUCUUCAUGCUGAUGGCCUACUUCUUUUGA
Eremomyces bilateralis CBS 781.70 is the source of this 873-nucleotide messenger RNA. RefSeq lists its product as uncharacterized. The record is from RefSeq and is a predicted model, not a curated record. Lineage: Eukaryota; Fungi; Ascomycota; Dothideomycetes; Eremomycetales; Eremomycetaceae. The transcript has 3 exons. Bases 1 to 873 code for a protein of 290 amino acids.